Cygnus atratus (black swan) is the source of this 2985-nucleotide messenger RNA. It is a transcript of the gene TAF5L, whose product is annotated as TATA-box binding protein associated factor 5 like. Gene Ontology annotation, cellular component: histone acetyltransferase complex; nuclear protein-containing complex. Gene Ontology annotation, biological process: regulation of DNA-templated transcription. Gene Ontology annotation, molecular function: transcription coactivator activity; protein binding. Lineage: Eukaryota; Metazoa; Chordata; Aves; Anseriformes; Anatidae. Bases 24 to 1793 code for a protein of 589 amino acids. The transcript is spliced from 5 exons. The record is from RefSeq and is a predicted model, not a curated record.
GCCGCCGCCUGCGAUGCUCAGUCAUGAAACGCGUACGCACAGAACAGAUUCAGAUGGCGGUGUCCUGCUACCUCAAGCGCCGUCAGUAUGUGGACUCAGAAGGUCCCCUAAAACAAGGGCUGAGGCUGUGUCAGACUGCUGAAGAGAUGGCAGCUAAUCUCACAGUCCAAUCUGAAUCUGGUUGUGCCAACGUUGUGUCUGCAGCUCCCUGCCUGGCGGAGCCACAGCAAUAUGAAGUACAAUUUGGACGAUUACGCAAUUUUCUCACAGAUUCAGAUUCUCAGCACAGCCAUGAAGUGAUGCCUCUUCUGUAUCCCCUCUUCGUCUACCUCCAUCUGAACAUGGUCCAGAAUGGCCUGAAAAGCACAGUGGACAGUUUUUACAGCCGCUUCCAUGGCAUGUUCUUGCAGAACGCCAGCCAGAAGGAUAUCAUUGAGCAGUUGCAGACUACCAUGACUAUUCAAGAUAUCCUGUCCAACUUGAAGCUCCGGGCUUUUCUGGACAACAAGUACGUCAUCCGCCUUCAAGAGGACAGCUACAACUACCUUCUUCGCUACCUCCAAAGUGACAACAACAACGCCCUGUGCAAAGUCCUGACCUUGCACAUUCACCUGGAUGUGCAGCCCGCCAAGAGGACCGACUACCAGCUCUACGCCGGUGGGAGCUCCUCGCGCAACGAGAGCAACGGCCUGGAGCCCAGCGAGGUGCCGGCUUCCAUUCUGCAGAACGAGGCGGCGCUGGAUCUACUGCAGGACAGCAUUAAGCGCGUCAAGGACGGGCCCCCUUCCUUAACCACCAUCUGUUUCUAUGCCUUCUAUAACACGGAGCAGUUGCUGAACACGGCCGAGAUUUCACCGAACAGCAAGCUGCUCGCUGCUGGGUUUGAUAAUUCGUGCGUCAAGCUGUGGAGCCUGCGUUCCAGGAAGUUAAAAUCUGAGCCCCACCUCGUCGAUGUGUCCCGCAUCCGCCUGGCUUGUGACAUUCUGGAUGAGGAGGAGGAAGAGGAUGACAGCGCAGGCACAGAAAUGAAGAUCCUGAGAGGACACUGCGGGCCCGUGUACAGCACGAGGUUCCUUUCGGACAGUUCGGGGCUCUUAUCUUGCUCUGAGGACAUGUCCAUCAGAUACUGGGACCUCGGAAGCUUUACAAACACUGUGUUGUACCAAGGACAUGCCUACCCCGUCUGGGAUUUGGACAUUAGCCCCUGCAGCCUGUACUUUGCCAGCGGUUCCCACGAUCGCACGGCGAGGCUCUGGUCGUUCGAUCGGACGUACCCGCUGCGGAUAUAUGCUGGCCACUUGGCGGACGUGGACUGCGUCAAGUUCCACCCCAACUCCAACUACUUGGCGACGGGCUCCACGGACAAAACCGUGCGCUUGUGGAGCACUCAGCAAGGCAACUCGGUGCGUCUGUUCACCGGGCACCGCGGCCCCGUGCUAGCGCUCGCGUUUUCCCCCAACGGUAAGUACCUGGCCUCGGCGGGCGAAGACCAGCGGCUAAAGCUGUGGGACUUGGCUUCGGGAACUCUCUACAAAGAACUGAGGGGCCACACGGACAACAUAACCAGCCUUACUUUUAGCCCCGACAGUAGCUUAAUCGCUUCGGCCUCGAUGGACAAUUCCGUCCGGGUCUGGGACAUCCGGAACACUUACUGCAACGCCCCUGCGGAUGGGUCUUCCAGUGAACUGGUUGGUGUAUAUACCGGACAGAUGAAUAAUGUACUGAGCGUACAGUUUAUGGCCUGUAAUCUUCUUCUAGUGACUGGAAUUGCACAAGAAAAUCAGGAACAUUAAAUUUUUUUUUUCUUAGGGAAGCGGGUGGGUGUGAUGAAUGCCAGAGUCCAUUACAAGCUGAGAUUACUGACUGUGAAACACUUUCUUCCUCUGCCCCUUGGAAGGCAUGUUCAGAGUGAUGCUAAUGCUUUACAAUUUCUUGCCCACAAAAAGGCCUGUGCUGUUGAAUGGAGUAAGGAGAAAGGCAGAGCGAUGAAAGUAUGUAUACGUUCUAAUCCUGUAUUUGUAGGGAUGGGGAAAAGGGGAGGAAGUCCAGUAGCUUGGGGAAACCAAAAGCCUGGUCCAGACAAGCGAAGCUGCCAGCCAGAUAAGCUGCUGACCUGCACUUAAAUAUCCUGCGUUGAUUGAUGGGCACACCUUACCUACUGUUAACUGAGGCUUGAGCGUGUGGAGAACUACUGGCCCAGUGUUUUUUGUUUUUGUUUUGUUUUCCUGGUAUUGCAGAGGACCAGCAUUUUAAGACCCUUAUAUUUAAAAGAACAUUCUGUAUUUUCUACGCUGAUUGUGGUUCCAAAUAUUACAGCUCCCUAUAGCACUUCUGCAAUAUUUUGGACAAGCUAAGUAGAAAAUACCAUCUUUCUUUUUAAUAAGGGGAUGGAAAUCUGACCUCAGUUGGGGCCCAUCUCUGCAUUGUCGUUUGGGUUUGGUUCCUGGUACUAGCUGUGAUACUUGUAUUUAUGUUCCAUUAAUUAGGGAUCUUUCUGAAUCUGGUUGCACUGUGUUUUGAGGGUGGGAGGAUGGUGAGGGGUAGAGUGGUGGCUUUAGGGGUAAUAAGUGACUUGCCUUGGCUGGAGGAGGGCAUGAUAGAACUGAAGGGGCUGAGUUUGGACUCCUGUUUGGAACGGGGCUUGUCAAUCCACCACAGCACCUCACAGAAAUAUUUCCGUAAAUGGAAGUUGGCAAUCUAGGAAGAGGGAGACAGGGAGAGAGAGAGGCACACACAAAGUGACAUGGGAAAAAAUAGUAUUACUAAAUUAUUGUGCAUACGCAGAGGCAGCUUUGCCAGUGUUGGAUUUUUCUCAAAAUGUUGCAAUAUCAGUUUCAUGAACACUUUGUGAAAUAAAUCAUCAGCAUUUAAAGCAAGGAUCUGCAGAAAAAGCACGUUCUAAUUUGUCAUUUGGAGAGAUUAAAUAUUUCUGCUUUCUGGAAAGAGUUAUUUUGUAUUUUGUUUUCUAUUAAAAGCAUUUAGUUU